Linnemannia hyalina is the source of this 1053-nucleotide messenger RNA. Lineage: Eukaryota; Fungi; Mortierellomycota; Mortierellomycetes; Mortierellales; Mortierellaceae. The record is from the annotation of a GenBank genome assembly.
AUGAUCUUUAGCGAGCCUGUCACCCUCGCUAUUGAUGCCAUCGCUGUCGGAUUAAUAUCCGCGCAAGAGUACAUCCCUCUUGUCACCAAGAAGGACUUUAUUAUGAUGCAGGACGUUCCCAAGACCGCGAAGAACUUUGUUGAGCUCGCCAAACAACGGUCCUACGACUAUACAAUCUUCCUCCGAGUGGCCAAGCCCGUUGUCGUUUCUAGCAUCAUAACCAACUCGACUCUGACCACUUUGGACUUGCGGCGCAACCACAUCGGAGACACCGAAGCUCUGGUGCUGGCUGAGGCGCUCAAGACCAACUCGACUCUGACUGCUUUAGCCUUGAGAGCGAACGACAUUGGACCCAACGGAGCUCAGGCGCUGGCUGAGACACUCAAGACCAACUCGACUCUGACCACUUUGGACUUGGGCUACAACCAUAUCGGAGAAAACGGAGCUCAGGCACUGGCUGAGGCACUCAAGACCAACUCGACUCUGACCACUUUGGACUUGAGCUUCAACCACCUCGGAGACUACGGAGACUACGGAGCUCAGGCGCUGGUGGAGGCGCUCAAGACCAACUCGACUCUGACCACUUUGGACUUGAGCUACAACCAGAUUGGGAAAAACGGAGUUCAGGCGCUGGCGGAGGUACUCAAACUCAACUCGACUCUGACCACUUUGGCCUUGGUAGUGGAUACUCUGACACUUGGGCACCAACCACAUAAACCCAACGGAGCUCAGGCGCUGGCGAAGACACUCAAGACCAACUCAACUCUAACGACAUUGAGUUGUGGCAGCAACCAGAUCGGAGACUACGGAGCUCAGGCGCUAGCUGAGACACUUAAGACCAACUCGGCUCUGACCACUUUGGACUUGUGGUACAACUCGAUCGGAGAGAACGGAGCUCAGGCGCUGGCUGAGGCACUCAAGACCAACUUGACUCUGACCGCUUUGGACUUGAACAGCAACCAGAUCGAACCCAACGGAGCUCAGGCGCUGGCGGAGGCACUCAAGACCAACUCGACUCUGACCACUUUGGAUUUGAGCGACAACCAGAUCUGA